AUGCCAGCAGCGAAAAGUCAGGUGCGAUCACAAAUCCCCUGUGGGAAUUGUGUCGCAUCUGAAACGCAGUGUGUUACUGCAACGCUCACUCCGCGACGUCGUCGAUUUCAAGAGAAAGUUUUAUUAGACCGUCUGCGCCAUUACGAAGGCCUUCUUCGCCAACAUAACAUUGAUUUCGAACCUCUGCAUCCCCAGGCCAAGCCGGACCCUGUCGGCGCGGCUGUCUCUCGGGCGUGUGGACGGUCAGAACCGGCGAGGGCACAGACCCCUGUCCAGUCGCAGGCAGUCCCAACUUUACUACAGGAGGUAACUAACGAGUUCUUUUGUAGCGACCUCUGGCAGGCCAUUAGCCGAGUAUCCAGAUGCGCAGGCCGACAAAAAAAAAACACCUGGGACCAUCACGUCGAACAGCCGGAAGCAAACGACCAGACCGAUGAUAAUUUUCUGUUUGGUCAGCCACAGGUUAAUGUGAAUGUCCUCGUCUUGCAUCCCGAACAAGUCCAGAUCUUUAGGCUCUGGCAGAUAUAUCUGGAGAAUGUCAAUCCCCUGCUAAAAGUCACCCAUACGCCGACGCUCCAGCCACGGAUUGUCGAUGCGGUCUGUGACCUUGGAAAUAUUCAUCCUACCUUGGAGGCACUCAUGUUUAGCAUAUACUGCAUCGCGGUCAUGAGUCUGACUGAUAACGAAUGUCAUCGGCUGCUCAGAUCGUCCAAGGAAGACCUGCUUGCGCGCUACCGGUUGGGGUGUCGACAAUUGCUGAUCAAGUGUCGGCCCUGGCAGUUUACCAAUGUCGAUGGCUUGACCGCAGUGUACCUCUAUUUGGUCUCCGUUUCGCCGCAGACAGACCCUCGCUCGCUCUCCUCUAUGCUGGCCGCGGCCCUCCGAAUUGCACAACGGAUGGGGCUUCACAAUGAGUCGACGUACACUCCAUACACUGCCGUAGAGGCUGAGAUGCGCCGAAGACUCUGGUGGUCAUUGGUGAUUUUUGAUCAUCGCAUGUGCGAGAUGUCCGACUACAAGGUCACCACGUUGACACCCACUUGGGACUGCCAGAUUCCGUUAAACGUCAACGACGUUGAGAUUCGACCCGACACCAAUUCCUGGGCCCCCAACAACGAGAAGCCGACUGAGGCGCUGUUCGCAGUUGUUUGUAGCGAGCUCGCCGACCGGAUUCGCCAUACCACCUUCCACAUUAACUUUGUCAACCCGGUACUGGCGGCGGUGGCUAAGGCAAAGAAUCCUGGCCGCAUGUUCAUUCCUGCAGACGAUGAGAUGUUGACUAUCCAGAAGACAAUCGAGGAAAAAUACCUCGCUUUUUGCGACCCCACCGACCCGCUCCGUUAUAUGGCAAUCUGGACGACGCGCGGCUACCUGGCCAGAAACCGCCUGCUGGAGCACUAUGCGCGGCACCUGACGUCGCCAGCAAUGCAGCAGACAGACGCUCAGCGCAACGCUGCCCUGUUCUACGCUCUACAGAUGUUGGAUCGGUACCGAUGGCUCGUAGAUUUCCAUGUCCCCGCCCUGGCAUACAUCCACGUCCUGAACGACCUAAAGAAGAGACCCACAGAAAGCCACGUGGAGAAGGCCUGGCAGGCCAUGAGCAAGAAUUACGAAGCGCGAGUCAUGCAUCCAAAGCCCAGCGGGCAGGGUAUCUUCACCGUCUUUGCAAGGGCGGUUCUCCAAACUUGGGGAGCGAGGGAGGUAUUCCUCCGACAACAGGGCAUGCCGGUGGAGACACCCCAGAUUGUGUUGGAUAUUCGCAACAAGGUAGGGCAGAGGAGUUCGGAUUCUUCGAUGGUACCGAGCUGCGGCACUGGAGAACCGCCUCACAGCAGCAUCGCGAUCGGUACCAGUUCAGAGACCGUUCCCACGCAGAUGAGCUUCUCUGGGCACAGUGCCGAUGGACAAGGCUUCCCAGAUCCGGACCUAGGACCCAGCAGCUUCCCCGAGGUUGCUGGAUCGCCCGGAAUGGAUAUUAAUUUAGAUUAA
Aspergillus fumigatus Af293 is the source of this 1989-nucleotide messenger RNA. RefSeq names its product transcription factor domain-containing protein. Gene Ontology annotation, biological process: DNA-templated transcription. Gene Ontology annotation, molecular function: DNA binding; zinc ion binding. NCBI's taxonomy places the organism in Eukaryota, Fungi, Ascomycota, Eurotiomycetes, Eurotiales, Aspergillaceae. The record is from RefSeq and is a predicted model, not a curated record.